AUGAGUAGUAGUGAUCUUCAGAUUAAAAUCUUUAAGGAAGCAUUGUUGAUCAUAAAAGAUUUCAAUAAAAAGCUACAAAUCAUAUCAACAAAUUUCUUUAACCUUAAAUCAUUAUAUCCGAUUUCCACUUCCUUUCCAAUAUCAUCAAGAAAAGUGAUAUUAUCCGGUUCAACUUUGAUUGUGGAAGGGGAUGAUGUAUUAUCGGCAUCAAGUAAACUUCAAGGAAAUCGCAACGCUUUCCAUUUAGACAUUUCAAUGCAAAUGGUUUCUCCAGAGUAUUGGAAUAGUCAUUCGACAUAA
Molecule: messenger RNA, 300 nt
Organism: Funneliformis caledonium
Lineage: Eukaryota; Fungi; Glomeromycota; Glomeromycetes; Glomerales; Glomeraceae
Source: the annotation of a GenBank genome assembly